This is a messenger RNA of Raphanus sativus (radish), 2163 nucleotides long. Its product is annotated as acid beta-fructofuranosidase 3, vacuolar-like. Bases 73 to 2001 code for a protein of 642 amino acids. Gene Ontology annotation, biological process: carbohydrate metabolic process. NCBI's taxonomy places the organism in Eukaryota, Viridiplantae, Streptophyta, Magnoliopsida, Brassicales, Brassicaceae. The transcript has 7 exons. Gene Ontology annotation, molecular function: hydrolase activity, hydrolyzing O-glycosyl compounds. The record is from RefSeq and is a predicted model, not a curated record.
AUAUAAUGUAUUUACCAUUUCCUGUUACGUACAUGCAUCAAUUCUGCGCACAGAAAAAAAAACGAAAUACAAAUGGCGAGCUCGGAUGCUCUCUUGCCCGUCAUCUUCCGACGAAAACCAUCAGAUUCAAUAGCCGACAACCUGAUCAUGGAAAGCCGUCGGAGACAGCCCAUCAAAGUCCAUCGUGCCGUCAUCUUGCUCUUGAUCGCUUUGUACGUAGCUCUCAUCGUUAUACACAACGGAUCCGCAAGCAAGAAUAUUGGAAGUAAUGGAACAACGACGAAGUCACAUGCUCAUUUGGCCGGUGUGUCGGAGAAGAGAAACUUCCGGAAAACAGAACCGUUUGCGUGGAACAAUACAAUGUUGUCGUGGCAACGAACGGCGUUUCAUUUUCAGCCUGAGAAGAACUGGAUGAACGAUCCUAAUGGUCCAUUGUUCUAUAAGGGAUUAUAUCAUUUCUUCUAUCAAUACAAUCCAAAUGGAGACGUCUGGGGCGACAUUGCUUGGGGUCACGCGGUUUCAAUGGAUCUUAUACACUGGCUUCACCUCCCAUUAGUCAUGGUUCCUGACCAGUGGUACGACGCUAAUGGGGUCUGGACCGGUUCAGCAACUUUGCUCGAUGAUGGCUCCAUUGUCAUGCUAUACACCGGUUCCACCGACAACUUUGUACAGGUUCAAAAUCUUGCCUAUCCUGAAGAUCUUAGUGACCCACUUUUGCUGAAAUGGACCAAGUUCUCUGGCAACCCUGUUCUGGUACCACCUCCAGGUAUCGGAGCCAAGGACUUCCGUGACCCAACAACGGCUUGGGAGACAUUGGGCGGAAAAUGGCGGAUUACAAUUGGUUCCAAGGUCAAUAGAACCGGAAUAUCUAUAGUCUACGAUACUACCGAUUUUAAAACCUACGAGAAGCUAGAUAACUCGUUGCACCAAGUCCCUGAUACGGGAAUGUGGGAGUGCAUUGACUUUUAUCCGGUUUCCAAGACUGAAAUCAUCGGGCUUGGCACUUCUGUCAAUGGGCCGGAUGUGAAACAUAUCCUGAAGGCUAGUAUGGACGAUACUAGGACCGACCAUUAUGCCAUUGGGACAUAUUAUGAUUCAAAUGGAACAUGGAUCCCAGAUGAUCCUAAUUCCGAUGUUGGGAAAAGUACCAGUUUGAGAUAUGAUUACGGGAAAUUUUAUGCGUCGAAAACUUUUUAUGAUCAAAAUAAGAAACGAAGAAUCUUGUGGGGUUGGAUCGGUGAAUCUGACAGUGAAGCUGCUGAUGUACAAAAGGGUUGGUCUUCUGUUCAGGGCAUCCCGAGAACUGUUGCUCUAGACAUGAAAACGGGGAAGAACUUAGUCCAGUGGCCAGUUGAAGAAGUCGAAUCUUUGAGACUGAGCAGCAAGAAGUUCGAAAUGAAGGUUAAACCAGAGACGGUGGUUCAGGUUAACGUCAGUUCCACGGCUCAGCUAGACAUAGAGGCUGAGUUCGAGAUCAACAAAGAAGAUCUCGAGAAAAUCGCUAGAGAUGAAUCCGUGGAGGCUGAAGACGACUUCAGCUGCGAAACAAGCGGAGGUUCAACUGUAAGUGGUUCUUUAGGGCCCUUCGGGUUCUCUGUUCUUACUGAUGAGAACUUAUCGGAACAAACUACGGUUUAUUUCUAUGUGACUAAAGGAAAAGAUUCUAAACUCAAGACUUUCUUCUGUACGGACACCUUAAGGUCUACCAUGGCUACCGAUGUGGUUCGAUCGGUGUACGGAAGCUUUGUACCGGUCCUAGAAGGGGAGAAAUUGACUAUGAGAAUCUUGGUGGAUCAUUCGAUAGUAGAAGGAUUCGGACAAGGCGGGAGAACAUGUAUUACGUCAAGAGUUUAUCCGACAGAAGCCAUCUAUGGAGCUGCUAAGCUCUUCUUGUUCAACAAUGCCCUUAAUGCCACCAUUAUGGCGUCGUUUGAGGUCUGGCAAAUGAACGGUGCUUUUAUUCGUCCUUACUCAGCGGACGAUUUGGUGCUUCAUCACUAAUCAUCAUGAAACUAUGAAAUGCAUAUUGAUUUUCUUCUGCUUUGGACAUUGGCUUGAUCCAAAUUUGAGGGGUUGGAGGGUCUGUAUGUUCAUUAGAAGCUUCAGACAGAUAAUGUAAAGUUAUUGGUUUUCUAGAGUGAUAGAGUUACUGUUGGUUUUCUA